AUGGUCGAUAUUGAGGUCCCUAACAGCUUUGUCUUGUCGACAUCGGAGGCUACUCCACAUCUGACUAUCAAUCAUGAUGUCGCCGACGAUCUAGACUCGAGCAAUGCCUUUGAGGGCCCGGAGAAGUUGCUCGAGGUCUGGUUCGCUCCCAGUCCCUCAGCGCUUCCCUCUGGAGCCAAGGAAAAUGGCCUGAUGGUUGUUCCAUCCCAGACUUGGAAGGAGAUGCUUCAGCUCGUCCACUGCGAGGUUCUGUCGGUUGUCUCCUCCGAGCAUAUGGACGCCUAUUUGCUGUCCGAGUCGAGCAUGUUCGUCUUCCCCCACAAGCUUAUCCUCAAGACUUGUGGCACUACCACCUUGCUCCUCGGACUUAGGCGGCUCUUGCGCAUUGCGGCUGUUGAAGCUGGCUUUCCCUUCCACAACGUUGCCGACAUCAAGGAUGAGGCUGCCAUGGCCUCGCCAUACCGCGUCUUCUACAGCCGCAAGAACUUCCUCUUCCCGGACAAACAGCGCGGCCCCCAUCGCAGCUGGAACGACGAGGUCAAGUUUCUCGACAACCUCUUUGAUGGCGGCAGCGCCUAUCUCGUUGGGAAGAUGAAUGGGGACCACUGGUACCUCUACAUCACUACUCCUGACCCGCAGCUUACUCCACCACGCACUCCGACCAGCAGCAAGGAAAACAGCCCUACCCGUCCUGCCAAAAUCCCCACGGGUAUCAUGUCUUCUUUCCCACAGAUCCGAGGCGGGGAGGACAACCAGGAUGAGACGCUGGAAAUUCUCAUGACCGACCUCGACCCUGAGAACGCCAAGCAGUUCUAUCUAUCGCAUGCGAGUGCGGUCGCACGCGAUCGGGUUCUGCAGGCUGAAGGGGCGAGGAAGGAAGCUUCGGACAUUCCUGAAGGCGACGCGGCUCCUGGGGUCGAAGGGCUCGACAAGAACGACGAGACUUUCGAUGUGUUCGCCAAUGGUGUCAAUGCUGAUGCUGAUCAAGACGCGCCUGCUGAACACACAUCGGAGGGCCACGCCCUCGGAACGGUUGUCUCGCAGAAUUGCGGCCUGUCCGAGGUGUACCCCACCUCCAAGUACCCGGACGCGCGCGUUGACGCUUACCUUUUCUCCCCGUGCGGGUUCUCUGCCAACGCCGUCAUUCCAGCCCCGGUGCAGGCUGACGCCGAGGUCAACGACGACGUCAAGAAGACCGCGGGUGCCACGCACUACUUCACCGUCCACGUGACUCCCGAGCCGAACUGCAGCUUCGCCUCCUUCGAGACCAACGUCCCAGGGGGCCAGAACGGCCGCGAGACGGGCGAGGUCAUCGAGCACGUUGUAAGCAUCUUCAAGCCGGGCCGGUUCAUCGUCACGCUGUUCGAGGCCAAGGGCGCCGGUGCGGUGCGGCCUCCCGAUCCGUACGGCCUGCGUAAGACCCGCAGCGAGGCUAUCCACGGGUACAGGCGCGUCGACCGCAUUGUCCAUCAAUUCGAUGAUUAUGACCUUGUCUUUGGGUUCUUCCAGAGGGAUGACUGGAUUGGAUUUGGGGGUGCGAGGGUUGGCGAGGAGUCUCCUCGCUCAUCGGUUUCCUUGGAGCUCUAG
Messenger RNA from Diaporthe amygdali, 1587 nucleotides. RefSeq names its product denosylmethionine decarboxylase. NCBI's taxonomy places the organism in Eukaryota, Fungi, Ascomycota, Sordariomycetes, Diaporthales, Diaporthaceae. The coding region runs from base 1 to 1587 and encodes 528 amino acids. Gene Ontology annotation, cellular component: cytosol. Gene Ontology annotation, molecular function: adenosylmethionine decarboxylase activity. Gene Ontology annotation, biological process: spermidine biosynthetic process; spermine biosynthetic process. The record is from RefSeq and is a predicted model, not a curated record. The transcript has a single exon.